Molecule: messenger RNA, 4456 nt
Organism: Pyricularia oryzae 70-15
Lineage: Eukaryota; Fungi; Ascomycota; Sordariomycetes; Magnaporthales; Pyriculariaceae
Product: transcriptional activator xlnR
Exons: 5
Coding region: 774-4193 (1139 amino acids)
Biological process (GO): DNA-templated transcription; regulation of DNA-templated transcription
Molecular function (GO): DNA-binding transcription factor activity, RNA polymerase II-specific; DNA binding; zinc ion binding
Source: RefSeq, a predicted model, not a curated record
CUAAACGGUCAUGCACUUUUAGCACGCACUGCUGUUUACAUAGUAAAGUAACGUACUAAAAUGCUCAUUGACUGCUCCCCAUGGUAAACACCGGGUAGAAGGAUGUCCCCUGCUCCUUGUUGUGACGGAAGCGAUCCCAGGCUCAUGGAGGGAGCUUUUUUGCGAAGACGAAACAAACCCUACCGGCGGACUGUCCGGCAAUUUCGCCAUACCUCCCACUUCACUAGAAUCUAGAACUAGAAUCGGGGAACGUUUCUGGUCUUUUGUUUUUUUUUACCUUGACAAAAUCGGACUUGCUCGCGAUAACUAGAGGUCUGGCCAUCUGCCAAAGAUGAGCUAAAAAGUUCUCCUUUCGAUCUAAUCUAGGCGCGCCAUUCGGUCUGUCUCUUCGUGUCUGGCCACGUCUUCUCUCUUUUUCUUUCUCUACCGUCCUUUCACGGCGCUGUGCCAGACCCACAGAAGAGAGAGAGAUCAGAGAUUCUACGGUCUUGCUGUACAGACCGGACCACAACCCCCUUCGAUAACACCGUCCUGCCCAGCUUGAACCCCCAUCGCCAGAUGUCUGCUACCGACUUCCCGAGCGUCUCUUGUCUGCUGGAAUUCCAAUCCGUGACACGGACAAUCACAACUCUGGGACGGUAGUAGCCAGACAACUGAGGUCGGACGGCAAGACGGGACGCACAAAUCCAUCAAGCAACGGGAUCUCAAGUUUUUUCCAGCAUCUCAGCCGCUGGGAAAGCGAGGCGCGCUUUUUUUAUUCCUUUCUCGACACGAUGGAGAUUGACAGUCGCCCGUUGGAGACGCACGCGCACACACAUUCACAUGUGCAUACACAUAUGGCAGUCGACUCCCCACAGCCGGACGAUGUGCCAGACGAGGACCUGUCGGAACAUGCGCGUCCAAGAAAAAGGACGCGCCGUGCCUGCGACAAGUGCAGCAAUUCACGAACCAGAUGCAACGGCGAGUGUCCUUGCCGUCGAUGUGUAGACUACGGUUAUACCUGUCGCUAUAAUCGUGAGGUCAAGAAGAGAGGGCGGGCCCCCAUCUCUAUUAGUAGUGAUGGCCGCGACCUGCCUUCAAAAAGAACUGCCGAUAGUCAUAACAAACCGGUCCAUAAAUACGAGAACCGCCAAGACGACACGACUACUCACCAACAACCUCACCACUCAGGUGCAAACCACUCAAGGACCAGAUUUGGAGAUGGUGGCGGCGUGCCUGCUCAAGGUGUGGCAGGAAACACCUCAACGACCUCACCCACAACAACCUUUCAUGCUGGUGGUCUACAAAGUAAUUCACAACCAGCUCUGAGCAGCGCCACCCAUGGUCCUAAUACCACCUCGGAGAUUGGGCACGUUCCUCCUUCCCCAGGGUCAUCAGGACAUACAGCGCAGUAUUUCGCUCAUUCUCAACGUGCCCAAAGUUAUAGCGAACCCUCAAUUCCUGUCAGUGGAGGCCCUAGAUUACAUAGCAGCCACAGUAAUCAUAGUGCGCAUAGCCAGGGCCUAUCAGGCCCACGUGAAGCGCUACCAAGCCCGUCUACCGGAAGUACCCAUCAAUCACUUCCCGGAAUAUCACAUGUGCCUUUGUCAGCAAACAGCUCAGGCCAUCGGUCGGCGUACCAAACAUCUCUCCCGUCGUCAAGUACGGCUUACGGCGCGGGCGUGAAUGUUCAGAUGCAGCUGGCGAGUGUUUUGGACUCGACAGCAGCCAUGGAUCAUUCAGGUAUGAUGGCUACAAGUCCAUCAACGAAUGCACACCAACACCAGCAGUCGUCGCCGACCCUAUCACGUCUUGCUCAUCAGCAGGCCGGCACCUCUCCAGGUGGAGCUUUUCCCCCUAUGGGAGGGGGCCAUCAUGCAGGUAGUGUGCACGGUGCACCGACAGGCAGUACCAGGGAAGGUAUUGCUUCUGACGAGAGCAUGGGCUAUCCGUCUCCGGCCAACGGAAGCGUCACUGGUGGUUACGGCAGCUCCCAUCGUCCCAGCGUCUCUUUCGGCGUCGAGAGCCCAUCCGCUCUUGGCAACAUGGGUCAUCAGUCCGGGCGCGAAGGCAGCCAUAGUAGCCAACGUCACGCCAAUGGCCGUGGCUCUUUCAGUACUGUGACUGGUGUCGCGAAUGGCCGAGUUAGAAUUGGUUCUGUGGCCGACCCAGGUGGCGCGACGUCUGGUGGAGGUUUCCCCGAGAUCCAACGAGUCUCGUCGCUAUACAAAGCGCCGAGUGCCGACUGUCGAUAUGCGUGUCUGAUGCCGGUACUUCCGUAUAUUGCAGAUAUUAUACCCGCCAGCGUUGCAUGCGAUCUACUUGACGUCUACUUAACCGAACCCGGCAGCUCUCUCUUUCGCUGUGCUAGUCCCUACAUCUUGACGCGCAUAUUUCGCAAGAAGUCCUUACUACACCCAACAAACCCCCGACCCACUACCCCUGCACUCCUUGCGACCAUGCUUUGGUGCGCUGCUCAGACAGCCGACAUUGUACUUCUCCAUGUUCCUGGAUCCCGAAGCAAGAUCACCAACGCGCUAUACGAGCUCUCUACUUCGCUUAUUUCUCGGCGCGACCCCGACAGAUGGAGGCGGAUCCACGGUGGACUGCGGGUGGAAAACGACCAGUCGCAAACCCACUACGCCGAAUAUUUUCGUAAUCUGAACGGCGGCGAUGGUCCAUCCUUGCGAGCUAGCGAUCACUUGCCAACGACCACAGCCACUAAUGAGCCUGGGGGUGUUAUUGAUGAUGUACUCACGUUUGUCCUACUGUCAAUUGCUGUAUCCGGGGGCGAUUUCAAGUCCGACUGCUUCAAAUGGUGGAACAAAGCCAUCAGACUGGCCCUAGCUCUAGGGCUCCAUCGAGAGGAUGAACGCUGUUCAGCCUCAGUGAGCCCUUGCGCCAACCCCCUGUGCUCCUGCCGGCGAGAACACGAGGACGACACGUCCUUGUCAGGGGCCGAAGCGAGAGAGGAGCGUAGGCGCGUCUUCUGGCUCAUCUACUGCUUGGACAGGCAUUUGGCGCUUUCCUUCAACAGCGCUUUGUAUAUCCCGGAUUCAUACUGCGAGCUGUAUACUCCUCUUCCGGAAACAGUCUGGGAGGAACUUGAUACGAUCCCACACGCUUCAAUGCCAGAAAGGGUUAUUGGUCCGCCUACAGUGGUAACUGGUACGGGAUUUUUUGAGUAUUUCUUACCACUCAUGGCAAUUCUGGGCGAUAUUAUCGAAGUCCAUCACAGAAGGCUGCACCCGCGACUCGGCCGUCUCGACGACUCCCCCGCAGUGGCAGUUAUAAGUGAGGAACUAGCAGCCUGUGAGCGGAGCCUCGACCGGCUGGCCCUCGAUGCAGAGCCGUUGGCCCCUGCAGCCGACCCAAUUGGAUCAGACUAUCUGUCGGCGACAGCCGCUGGUGGUGGUGGCGUUAUCGGCGGCUCUACUGUGGCAUCCACCUCGGUCCCUGUAGCCAGUACCCCUGGACCACAUAUCAAGGAUCUCGUGACGGGAAUUGUAGACGGCACCAGGCCAGUAUCAACUGGGAGCCAGAACGGCAGCAGCGCCCAAGAUGGUGUGGCUAAAGUCGAGCCCGGACCUACAACUCAGUCGACAACACCUUCCGGACCGCCACCUUUCUCUGCCGGCUCUGCAGGUAAUACGCCCCCGGAUCGGCGACAACACCGCUCCUCUUCUGUCCGUGACCGGUCACGUCUGCAGCUGGUUAUGGCUUACAGCACACACAUCCUUCAUGUUCUGCAUGUGCUGCUGCAUGGAAAGUGGGACGCCAUCUCCAUGCUGGACGAUGACGACGACUGGAUAACGUCGGCUCGCUUCAACGACUGCGCUGCCUCAGCCAUAGCUGCUUCGCAAGCUGUCAGUCGGAUCCUGCGGCACGACCCGGAGUUGACCUUUAUGCCGUAUCUGUUCGGGAUCUAUCUUCUCCACGGCUCCUUUAUUCUGCUCUUGUUUGCCGACCGCAUGCCGCAGCUGGGCGGACCUAAUCAGUCGGUCGAGCAGGCCUGCGAGACGAUCGUUCGAGCCCACGAGGUGUGCGUCGUGACGCUGUCCACGGAAUUUCAAAAGAAUUUUCGAAAGGUCCUGCGGAGCACUUUGUACAGCGUUCGCGGCUCUAGUCCUACCGAGUGGGAGGAGCACAAGGCAAGAAGGAGGGCACUGAGCUUGUAUCGUUGGACUAGAGGCGCCAAGGGUCUAGGUCUGUAAAACGAGAGGUUAUGGUUGAUGGGUUAUAUGAGGAACGAAUCUUGGAUUACCAGAGUAAUGAAGUCGGCAUAUAUUUACCAUUUCUUGUCGAAGCGUUGCCGCAACAUUUCCACAUCAUAGAUGCGCUUGUCUACCCAGAGUCACUUUUCUUUAUUGUGAAAUAGGAGAGGCGUCGUUGAUGGAGAGGUAGAAAGUUCCCGAAGAGCCGCUCGUGCACGCUUGACUCUUAAAACAAUUGAUACGUACCUAGCAUUAGUUUUUAC